This is a messenger RNA of Tricharina praecox, 813 nucleotides long. RefSeq lists its product as uncharacterized. The transcript has a single exon. NCBI's taxonomy places the organism in Eukaryota, Fungi, Ascomycota, Pezizomycetes, Pezizales, Pyronemataceae. The coding region runs from base 34 to 504 and encodes 156 amino acids. The record is from RefSeq and is a predicted model, not a curated record.
CAUCCUACAUACUUUACUUCUUACUUACCAAGUAUGUACGGUAUCUAUUUCGCAUGGCGAGCAUGGCGGCGAGGGCAUAGCAUGCACCCAUCUAAUUCGUCAGAACCUCUCUUUUGUUUCGUAUGUACUCUAGCUCCCUUCCCUUCCUCUCGUGUCCUGCACUGCCAACGGCGCUCGACGAAUCAUGGACCGAUGGACACAAAUAUACCCUACCUAAUUACCAGCUGUCACAAUCCACUGCCCCAGCUAGACCGCAUCGGCAACGUACACCUCAGCCUUCCUGCAGGAGCCUCCCGAGCAGCACACGAACCGUUCGGACGAAUCUCCUUCGUUCACGUAUGUGGGCCCUGGGGGCGAGGGGGUUCCUGGCGAGAGAUGGAAUGGAAAGGAAAGGAAAGGCGGGUGCCCGACCCACCGACCUCCGACCACCAACCAGACGAAUCGCCAUCCUGGCCGCUGGCCGCUGGAUAUGUGGCCUGGACGAAGGAUGGGAGUGAGCGAUGAGCGAGCGAGUAGCGGCCGAGGAAACAUCGAGGGCAUAUUGGUAUCCAUUGGGGGAGGGGGGAUUGUCUGACAACAAGUCAAUAACACCAACAACACCACCACCACCAACUACAACAACAAAGACGACGACAACAACGAAGGAGUGGAAUGUUUCGUCUCGCAAGGAUCUCGGCGGAAACCAAUUGCUGGGCUGCAAACUUCUUCAAACUACUCCACGUCGAUGAUGCAGAUCCGCUCGUGGGUUCGCAUGCGAGUUGGUGUCCCAGGGGUUUUCUCCGACUCGUCAGCGGCGCCCCCCCCCCUCCCCCC